This is a messenger RNA of Aspergillus tubingensis, 951 nucleotides long. Its product is annotated as putative cyclase. NCBI's taxonomy places the organism in Eukaryota, Fungi, Ascomycota, Eurotiomycetes, Eurotiales, Aspergillaceae. The coding region runs from base 1 to 951 and encodes 316 amino acids. The transcript is spliced from 3 exons. The record is from RefSeq and is a predicted model, not a curated record. Gene Ontology annotation, molecular function: arylformamidase activity.
AUGGAGCCUUCUGUCUCUUUUGACUUUCUCCCUCUGCAGAAGGACGGUCCCCACGGAAAUGCCUGGGGCCUUUUUGGUCCAACGGACCAGCUAGGUAUGCUGAAUCGCCUCACACCCGAGACAACGAGGGAAGCAGCAAAAGAAAUCAUCGAUGGGGUCCGCGUAUCCACCGACUGGUCACUGAACAGUAUGCAAAAGCCGUGUUUUGGCCGUUCAAAACUCGAACACGUCGUGAAGAACAAAGCACCGCGAGCUGUCAACGAUGACAGCCUCGCUUUCAAUACGCAAAUUAGCUCUCAGUGGGACGGAUUCAGGCACUACGGCUACCAGAAUGAGAAGAUCUAUCUAAACGGGUGUACUCUGGAGGAGAUCCAAACUGGGGAUAGAAAUGGAAUUCAUGUGUGGGUUGAAAAUGGGGGGAUUGUAGGACGCGGCGUUCUCCUUGAUUAUGCCUCCUGGGCGGAAGCACAGGGGAAAUCAAUCAACUGCUUCGCUACCACAUCCAUCCCUGUCUCUACACUAAAGGACAUCGCCACUCACCAAGGGACAACAUUCAAGAAAGGCGACAUCCUAUUUAUCCGCACAGGCUGGACCCGUGCCUAUGAAAAUCUCUCCGCAGAAGAGUGCCAAGACCUCGCCGAUCACAAGACCCCACCGGCCAUUGGUGUCGAAUCAUCCGAAGACACCCUGCGCUGGAUCUGGGAUGAAGGCUUCGCAGCUGUUGCGGGGGACAUGCCUAGUUUCGAAGCAUGGCCGUGUCAGAAUACUGAUUUCUGGUUGCAUGAAUGGUUGCUAGCAGGCUGGGGCCUCCCCAUUGGAGAGUUGUUUGAUCUGGAUCGAUUAAGCCAAGAGUGUCGGAAGAGGAACCGAUGGAGCUUUUUCUUCAGUAGUGUUCCGCUGAAGGUGCCUGGUGGAGUUGCUAGUCCACCUAAUGGUGUUGCCAUCCUCUGA